Molecule: messenger RNA, 8357 nt
Organism: Stegostoma tigrinum
Lineage: Eukaryota; Metazoa; Chordata; Chondrichthyes; Orectolobiformes; Stegostomatidae
Gene: pgpep1
Product: pyroglutamyl-peptidase I
Exons: 5
Coding region: 115-747 (210 amino acids)
Biological process (GO): proteolysis
Cellular component (GO): cytosol
Molecular function (GO): pyroglutamyl-peptidase activity
Source: RefSeq, a predicted model, not a curated record
GAGAGAGGCGGGGGUAGGUGGGAGGGGGUGAGGAGAGUGGGAAAGGCAGGAGGAGGAGGAAGAAGAAGAAGAAGAAGAGAAAAGAAAAGAAAAGGUUGUGGUCAGCUGGAGGAGAUGGAGAGGAACAGCAACAGGACGGUGGUGGUAACAGGCUUUGGUCCCUUUGGAGAACACACAACCAAUGCAAGCUGGGUUGCUGUGCAGGAAUUACAGAAGCUCGGUCUAGGUGAAGAAGUGGAUCUGUAUGUGUACGAGAUUCCAGUGGAAUAUCAGAAAGUCUUGGAUUUGAUUCCUUCUCUGUGGAAGCGUCAUAAUCCUCAGUUGUUCAUCCAUGUUGGAGUUUCAGGAAUGGCCACCACUGUGACUCUGGAGAAAUGUGGGCACAACCAGGGAUACAAGGGACUGGAUAACCGAUGUUACUGCCCAGACAAUCACUGCUGUGUCCAGGGAGGACCCGACUGCCUCGAGUCUGUCAUAGACAUGGAUGUCGUGUGUAACAAAAUCACUGACCCACAACUGGACGUGGUCAUUUCUGUCUCACAGGAUGCUGGAAGAUACCUCUGUGAUUUUACCUAUUAUACCUCCCUGCACCUGAGCCAUGGAAAAUCAGCUUUCAUUCACGUGCCUCCUCUAGGGAAACCUUACACAGCUGAGCAGCUGGGCCGGGCUCUCCAAACCAUUAUCGGAGUGAUGCUGGGUGUGCUGGAGCACCCCACUGCUAAGAUAAACUGCCAGAUGGGGCACUGAGCGCUCAGGAGUGGGUAUUAGGGCAAGCAGAUCUGAAAUCCAAUGGUUUUGCUCUUUCUGAACUGUUAUCGGAUGCAGCCCUGAUUAUAACUGCUGUUGUAAAAUUCACACGUGGGAGGGGGCAAUUGAGUGGGUCUGGAACCUCGAUAACUGAAGUAUAUUCUCUUUGGGGGUAGGGGGUACUCGUGCAGCAUUUUUAAAGUUCAGGUCCUGAAGAUGCUGAGACGGUACAAAGCCAAGAACACCUCACCUUGGGCUGGUGUACUGAGUGCACAUACACACUGUGAUGCAUUUCAUUCUGCAUUAAUUUUUUAAUACUAUGUUUUAAAAUGAGCCUUUUCUUAUUAAGCAUUUUUAACCCGAGCCUGUGACAGUGGCUAUGUUUUUGAUAUUGUAAGGUUUGUUGGUAAAUCUGUCACAGUUUUACCCCUCUGUUCUCCUCCUACCUUUAUCUCAUUUGCUUUGACCUUGAUAUGUAUCUCUGCCACUUCCAAGCGCAGCCUUUAUUUUACAUGUGCUUUCAGUCUCCUUCUUUAGAACUGUCAGACUCCUGCUCUCCAUCUGUUUAAGUCUCACGGCUUUUCAUUUUCUCUUCCACUUGCUGUCUUGCUAUCCUUCUGUGUUUCUCUCUCGCAUGCUCUCAGCUUUCUCUUGCAUUCUCUUUUAAUCUUUCUGAAGCAGAACAAUUUAUGUUCAAGUCUGUGAAGAGAAAAGACAGAUGAUCACAGCUCAGUUUUGAACAUUCUGCUGAACCUCACCCCAAAGGCUAAAAAAAACACAGCCCCGAGGCUGAAUGCACGUAGGCACUUAGAUGUUAUCACUACUCAAAGAGAACACAUGCUCACAGCAUAUGUAUGCAAUGUUUGCUUUGUACUUAAGUCAGUUUUGACUAGAUUUUGUUUCUUUAAGGUUUGUGCUAAACUAACCUUAGCUUAGAUGGUUUAAUUAGGUUAAGAUAAUUCAAGAAAUGGUAGUUAAUAAGUUAAUGUUACUGUUGUUAAGACCUUAGUUAUUUUGGUGACAGUCCAAGAUUCAUAUGUCUUUUUGUGAGCCUGUUGACACUGGAUUAUCAUUGGACAUCGGUACAGUUCCACUGCCUUUUUGUUUCCUGUGAGAUUUUGGUGCAGAUCUGUUUCUCAGAUAAAUCCAAGGAAACUUGGCAACAUGGGAUCUCCCUGUUCUUAGGGAGCUGCAGCAUGCUGCGAUCAGUGAUCUGGUGAACAGCUCCAUCUGAUUUCUGCAGAGCAAUUGCACUCCCACUGUGUUCUUCAGUCCUGACCUUUCGAGUUUGGUGAUGUUGCGAGGCAGACACCAGGCAGGCAGUUCCAUCCUCGGCCUUGACUCUGCCUUUAGUGGAAAUUAUUCCCAUCCAGAAAAAGAAGGAAAGAACUGCCAGGAGCAUGCCUUUCCACUAACUUCUCUUCACUGAUCCUCCUGCAGCUGUGUGCCAGAAGGGGCACAUGGUUUCAUUACACCUGUAGCCUUUGGAAAUUGGAUUUUGAUGGAGGCUAGAGGCUCUCUUCUGCCUUGGUUAGUAUGUGCUAUGGCUUGGGAAUUGUUGUUCAACUUGCAUGGCAUGUCUCCCUACUGGUGAUGUUAGUGUUGCAUCUUUUACUGGCUCGUGGCUUGUAAUACAAGAAAACAGUGUUGUUACUUUUCUUAUGGAGGGAGUAGCAUUGUGGAGUAAGUCAUGGAGAAGGAGCAGCAUGGGCAUCAAUUGGAUAGAUCUUUCAAACAGCUGACACAGGCAUCAUGGGCCAGUGGGCCUCUCCUUCUCUACCAUAUCCUUCAACAAUUCUAUAAUGCCAUCAGGGAAAGCCACAAGACUGGGCAGGAGGAAGUCAGAUGAGCUUCUGGAGCAGGCAUUGAAACACACCGGUGGAAAGUUGGCUUUACAUGUCUAUAGAAGGGAAGGUAUGUCAUUGGAUUAGCCUCCCAAACCCCUGAUAGGCUGGUUGACAAAUUAAUUCCUUGAAGAUAAAUUUUACUGUGAACUUCUGGGAUGAGUCUCGAUAAUUUGAGUUGGAAUAAUGAACUAUGGCUGUUGAAUGCACAACCCUGGUCAGUAAAGCUAGCGUGCAGAGAAGCUGUCUCACGUGCCCUUAGGAUUUAAAAGCAAGAUUGUUUGUAGAUUUAAUUGUGGCUGGGAGAUUUGAAGGAAGUUCAACAUACUCUACUUUUAGCAUUAGGCAAUGUAAACACUGUACUGUAGGAAUGUAUGUAUCCAAGGGGCAGCAUUUAAUUUUAGAAGUGCACAACUUGGACUUUCGUUGCACCUUUUAACACAGCAAGAUGUCCCAGUGUGCUUCAUGACAACUGUAGAAGCAAAAUGUAACUUUGUGCUGCGCAAAAUUGGUAGCACAGAGCAAGUCCUUUGUUUUAAGGGAUGUCUUAAAGGAGAGGGAGUCGGAGAGGUUUUGGGAGGGAGUAUCAGAGUUAGAGGUCAGGCAACUGUAGGAGUGUUUGUCAAAUGGGACAAAACUAAUUGGGGGGGCACGUGAUUGGAAGAGCACAGUCGUCCUGGUGUUGUGGAGAUUGUCUGUCUGAGGAGUUUAAGGAGCAGGAUUUUUAAAAAAAACUUUCAGGGUUGCUGGGGAGAUGGGAUUUCCCCGCUGUGCACAGAAACUCAACCUUGGAAGCAGUAGGUGAUUCUCACUGACUUUGUCAGAUUUACGAUGCAAGAGCCUUUUAAAAAUGAGCUGUAUCUGAUUUCUAGAUUCAUUUUAAUUAGUGUGAUUAUAACAAUAUUCACCUUCUAAUAUCCACUCCCAGUCUCCAUGAUCACCCAUCCGAUGGACGUGUUCAUGUUCAUAUGCAAAUUUCUUAAAUCUGUCCUGUUAACUUUGAAGGAGAAGAAAGAAAUGAAGGUACAAGGCAAUAUAUACAGGGUGGUGAAGGAUGAUCGUUUUGUACAUGAGAAGAAAAAUGUUGAUUCUGUAAUUUGCUGAUUUUGGAUCUUUAAUGUACAGCGCUGUUUGUGGAUUUGUCAAUUUAAUAACUGGUAUUUUUGCUGGAAUGUUUGGCACGUGGGGGAAGCAUAUCACAGUGAUAUAAGUGCUGCUCUCAGAGUAGCUUUCUGCAUCCUGUGACCUGUCCUAUAUUUUUAAGGAUCAUAGGAAUUAUUUGAGGAAUAAAGACUAAGGUGUAUCUCAUUCACCAUGAUGAGAGUUGCAUGAUGAACAAUAAUGGCAUCAUAUACGGACCAUAGCCUUCAAUUUCUGUCAUUUAUCUCGAUCGAGAAUGCACUGUCUGAGAUAAUAAUGGUAACUUGCAACAGCAUUUAAUAUGUCCUUAAAAACAAAGAAGAAACUUCACUGCCACAGGAGGAGUGAGAUUAAAUUGGUAACUCUUACAUGAGUUAGCAAAGGAGCAAUGGACCCAAUGGGCAACUGUCCUUUUUGAUUUGAUUUUUCUGCCCAGUCCAAAACAGACCCAGGGACAAAGUGAGAGUAUCCCCUCGUGGUCCAAAAGCAUCUGCUCCUCCCAAGCAUGUCUCUUUUCUUGAAUAAAAUUCAACUUAUGCUUAAAAUGGUCAACACAAGCCACUUGCAUCAUCACGCCAGAGAUUUAUUCCAUAGAUUGGUCUGUGUGUGUGAUUUGCUCAUUCACUGAAAUUUUUUUUGUGGUAUCUUCAGACUCAUUCCAAUCUGCAGGUCUACAGGACAGAUGCUGUGGGAUGGAGCUACUGCCUCAACAGAAGCUUGUCAUUUGGACAUCAUUAAUAACAUUUCCACACUAGGAAUAAUCAAACUUCCAUUUACCUUUUGCUUCACUCUGACUCGGGUAUUAAUUAGGUAUUUUUUGAGGGGAAGACUCUGUAUUUGAAUGACGUUCAGCCAGUUUGAGUGCAACAGGGUCCUGCAAAGAAAAUUCUGAAUGUUGUUUAGGCGAUGCGUAUUGGGUAGGACACUAGGAAAUUCUCCACUGCUGGUCCUCUAAUUGUAACGACGAGUCCUUCUAUCUUCACCUAGGAGGGCACUGCAGGGAAGCGUCAGCUGUGACCAUGUCCUUGAGACUCUGGAUUGGGGCUUGAAUUUUAGGCUGACUUGGCAAAAGCCAGUGCUGAGUGGGUUGAUUGUGCAUCAGCUGGACUCGGUGGUGAUGGACAGGAGGUUUGAGUUUCACGUGCUCUUGAACACUGCACCAAGGUUGACAUUAUCGUACAGUACUGAGGGAGCACGAGUUUGAGAUGUGGAGUCGUGACCCUGUCUGACUCAUCAGUGACUUGACAUGCUAAAGAUCCUAUGGCCCUUUUCUGAAACAUUGAGUGCUCUCAGCAUCCUGACCAACAUUUGUCAAUCAUUGCUACCAGCCAGUCUUAAGUUCAUUUAUUCAUUGGUCGUUAUGGAGCCUUACCUUGAAUGAAAUAGUAGCUAGCUUACCUACAAAACAACUGGUUAUAUCUUGAAGCAGUUUUAUCUACCUGAUGUGCUUUUGAGAAUCUAGUGUCGUAUAAAUUCAAGUUGUUUUUCUUCCCAGGUUUGGGAAGCAUUCUGUGUCAAUUUACUGCUGUUAGGUGUUGGGUUAGAAGUCUGUAAACUAAGUGCACUUUUCUAGCUGAUGGCACUAAGCAGCAGUAAGCCAUCCUUUUGGACCAGCUUCAAACCUUCCGUCCCUGAGGUGAAAAGAACCCCAUCUCAGAACUAUCCAGUCCCUUCUCACCUGAAACAUUUCAACCAAUCAGUAAACAGCAUUUUGUACCGAGAAUUAAACUGUUGCCAGAGGUGAGCUGUCAGGUGAGAUAUUGAUGUGUCACUUACUGAGUUUCAGGGAAAGUCUGUUUUUUUUUGUAUUUCAGUAUAGUGAGACUUGAUUGAAUGUUCAAGACUCUAUAUGCAGGAUACUGCUGAGAUUUAAUUGAGGGAUGACUCCAAGGUUGGUUUUUACAGAAAGACAGAGGUGGUGGAGUGUUGAGGUGUUACGAAAAUUCAGGAGAGACAACAAGGAAUUAUUCCAACACAGUAUGGAGGCAUGAGUGUGCAUGGGACAGAAGAGAUAUUUAGAAUGACAGAGGAGAUGAAAAUCCACGGGUAUGCUGUCUGUCGUGACUGAGUCUCACGGUGGUGGGUGAAUGAGUUUGUGCGGUCAUUCGGUACUGAGCCAGAGGUGAGCUGUCAGGUGAGAUAUUGAUUGUCUGGUCCUUGAUGGUGAGGUGUCUCAAAAUCAGAGAGGCAUUGAGCCUUGUGGGACAAGACAUGAACGUUGCCAUGAGAAACAAGAGAGUCUGUCUAACAGAUGAGAGACAAUGUUGGCUCACCUCCCGCUUGUGUUGAUAUUCAGCUGGAAUGAAGCUUGUGUCAAUGUUCAGAAGGGGAAAAAAAAGUUACAGGUAUGUUGGUGAAGGAGUGGAGCAGGUAGAGCAGACCUCACUGCAAAUUUGUUUUGUCUCGACACAGUUUUCUUAAGACACAAGCAUCUAAGCAGAUAAAUGAGUCUUUUUAAAUAUUGAAUCUGACCUGAAAGCGCUUGUCAAUAUGGGACUAAGCUUGUACCUUUUUCUGUGCUCUGAACAGGGAGCAAACGGGUGUUUCUCUCAGUAAUGUCACCUCUCAACUUGAGGUCAAAUCGUUACUCAGGGUUCCAUUUCUUGCUCUCCUGGCCGUCAAGUCCAAGCCAUGAGCAGUAAGACUGUCAUUCUGCUGCAUUGAAGGGUCAGGCCUCUUUAGGAGGCUUAACCUGGUAUCUCAGAUUCUCAACAGGGAGAAACUGGUUGUAAUUUGACUUUAACUGGUGGUUCUGGCCUGAAAGGAGCAUGAAGUGGAAAUGUCUUUGAGGAACCAGUAGAAGCAAAAAAUUGAUCAGACAGUGGAAGUUUGUCUAUAACCCCAAGCUGUACCUUCCCUUUGUUUAGGGCCAUUGUGGAGGCAUUUGUUCUGCCUGACCGCAUACUGUACCACCCCGGGUGUGGCUAAUGAGCACAGUUUAAAUGGAGCUUUACUCUGUUCUAACAUCAAAACUGGAGGUAUCCACCUUGCAGCUCAACAGCCUCCAACAGACACUGGGUAAUGAGGGAAGUAAAUAAAGCUGACGUUAAACCAGUUUGGAGGUCAGUGGGAUGCACUUUGACCAGUUUAUACAAUCUGAGAAUCUACAGCGCAGAAUGUCAUGUUUUCUGACUCUCUGUGGUUAUAGUCAGAAACCAUGUAUGUGUAUGUACAUAUGUUGGAUAAUGAAUACUCUGCCAGUUCUAAUUUGCCCACCUGUCUGGUUUUGUAAUUAUUAGUCUAACAUAUUUCCAAACUAAAAGUGAUUGUGAUGUCAGUGGUGAUGGUUUUUUGCGUUUUAUUGGCAAACUACCAAGUGAUUAAGUGGUAAUCUUGGGUUUGAAGAUAAAUCCUUUAGCCACUUCAGAGAUGUGGUAGUUGGGAGAGACAGCAAAAGCAUAGGAUGGAGAUUUGACAGGCUUUUUUCUUAAAGCUUUUUACAAAUUGAGAGAAACUAUUUCCUUCGAUGGGAAAUUGGUGAUAAGGUCUUCAAUUGAAAAUUGUUGUGGAGAGCAGGCUGAAGUGGGGAAAUUUCAGUGCAGUGGGUUUGAUGUUAUCCCAUAGGGAAUGAUUGAAACAGAGAUUGGCUUGUUGAGAGAAGAGAAUAAUUGGAGCAGAGAAAAGGAGCACAGAUCUUCAGUAGGUUUGGACUGUUCUAGAGCCAGUGUCGAUGUUUGAUGGACUGAAAUGUGUGUGGUAUGUGUUGCAAUGUCUGACAUGCAUUUGAGAACAUUUCCUUUGUUUAUUAUAGCAGAAUUGUGGAUACAUUCUGUUAAAACAUGCAAAAAGUUUCCAAAUUAGUUUGGCUGUCUAACGUAUCAGAAGGUUUGUGGGUUUAUGCCUUUCUCGGGGAUUUGAGCUCCUGACCCAGGCGAGUCCUUGCAUGGAGUACCCAAGGCUUUUAGCAUUUGCAGAAGGGCCACGUUUCAGAUCAGCUCCCACAUGACAAAUUGAAGCUGUUUUUGGGGCCUUGCUGAUCACAGUAUCCCAGUCACGUCUGCUUCAACAAGUUUCCUUGCGGGAAAAUAAGGUGCUGCUUUCCGUUCAGGACUUGUGAACAGCAUGAAUUAUAAGCUUUUAGGGUGCUGCCAUUUGUCACAUUUAGAAAAAUUCCCAGAGUUCAGUCAGUUCAUUUCAUAAUGGUACAGUUAGGAUCUGAAACAGAAACAGAAAUUCAGAGCUCGCCGUUCUAAAGAGGUCACUGGACCUGAAAGCGUUAACUCUGAUUUCUCUCCACAGAUGCUGCCAGACCUGCUGAGCUUCUCCAGCAAUCUCUGUUUUUGUUUCUGAUUGACAGCAUCCGCAGUUACUUUGGUUCUUAUACAGUUAGGAUCUGCUCUGGUAGUCAGUAGACCUCUAGAAACAUGAAUUGGAGUCUGUUGCAUAAAUUCCAAUUCUCAAACUUGUAACUUCCGUGAUCCCUAAUAAAAGGUGCAUUUCUUCUGAAAAUAUCAGGAAUUAUCGUCGUUAACCUUGAGAAAUUAUUUAGGUCUUUGUUUCCUAAAAGCAAAUAAGUUGGAGGGAAUGACAAAUAGGUUUUAUUGGAGAAAACAACUUAUUCAAAUACUAAUGUGUUAGAAAUGUGAAGAUUCUGUUCUGAAAAUAAAAAUCAGUUUUUGAAUAGAA